AUGUCCUCUCCCCAAGUGACUCUCUAUGGAAGGUACUACUCAGACUGCUCAGCCCGUCUACGCCUCGCUAUCCAGCUCAAGGACAUCAACUAUAAGUACGUGGCAGUGAACGACCAAAGCGCAGCGAGCUAUACUGCCAUAAACCCUUCAGGCUCGAUACCCACAUUAGUUAUACAAGAGCCACAAUCUGAAGAGGGAGCCAAAAACAAACCUAAAAUAAUUAUACGGCAGUCCCUCGCCGCAUUAGAGUAUCUAGAAGAAAGAUACCCACCAUCAGCAAGACAAAGAGGUCUCCUACCGCUCGACACACAAGACCGAGCAACAGUCCGCUGUUUGAUGAACAUCAUCGCGUCAGAUAUCCACCCGCUAACAACAGCUCGAGUGCGCCGACGGAUCUACGAGCAAUUCCCCAGUCCCGCCGCCGAAGCCGCGGCCGCCACGAGUAAUCGCAAAUGGGACAGAUUCUGGAUCGGGAGAGGGUUUGCUAGUUACGAGAGUGUUGUUCAAGAGAAAUGUGGGAUGUAUAGCGUUGGCGAUAGUAUCACGCUCGCGGAUGUGUGUCUCUUACCUGCCGUAUGGACUGCGGAAAAAUAUGGGAUGUCUCUCGAUGAGUUUCCGACCAUAAAGCGGAUUGUUGACGCUUUGCAUUGUGUUGAGGCUGUUCAGAGAGCUCACUGGAGAUGCCAGCCUGAUACACCAGAAGAAGACAGGAUCGCACGGCCAACUCCGUAG
Penicillium lagena is the source of this 732-nucleotide messenger RNA. Its product is annotated as maleylacetoacetate isomerase. The record is from RefSeq and is a predicted model, not a curated record. Gene Ontology annotation, molecular function: maleylacetoacetate isomerase activity; glutathione transferase activity. Gene Ontology annotation, biological process: L-phenylalanine catabolic process; glutathione metabolic process. Gene Ontology annotation, cellular component: cytoplasm; mitochondrion. Bases 1 to 732 code for a protein of 243 amino acids. The transcript has a single exon. Lineage: Eukaryota; Fungi; Ascomycota; Eurotiomycetes; Eurotiales; Aspergillaceae.